GCUUAGGAUGAAUUACAAAAUUGAUAGUCAGUCUUUCACUACAGCGUCAGAAAUUCUACAUCAUUACCAAAUUAAUUGUCCUGAAAAAGAAAAUUUCUGUUUAAACAUAGCCGAACUAGGUAUAAUUUUCAACGAGGUCUUUCCAGACGCCAAAAAAGUGCAGAAGAGAGUCAACGGUAAACGAGUAUACCAAUACACGAUAACCAAGCAGAUGAUUCUAGAACAAACGGACAAUGAAUUUUUAGAAUGGGACGAUUUGCCAAGUUUUACAGCUGAACUAGGUUGGCAACUGUCUGACCAUUCAGAUGACUUUUUCGAAUGGGUGAAAAUUCCGUCUCAAGAUUUAUGCAAUGGCCAUAGAGUUGUCCUGGAGGUGAAGAUAUAUAAAGAUUGA
Molecule: messenger RNA, 394 nt
Organism: Paramuricea clavata
Lineage: Eukaryota; Metazoa; Cnidaria; Anthozoa; Malacalcyonacea; Plexauridae
Source: the annotation of a GenBank genome assembly